AAAUGCGGAGCCCUCCCGCCCCUCAAGUGUGUAUGUGCGGCGGCUGGGUGGCCGCGGUUUGUCAGAGACCGAGGUAGAGAAGGGUGGGGGGAACGGCCAAAGUGGAGAGGGUUUAGUGGCAGCCAGAGCAUGCUCUCCGUGCAACAGUUCCCUGCCCUGACUGAGGAGGAGGAGCGCUACCGGCAGGUCCUCUCCGCCAACCGGGUCUUAGGAACAGAUGAGGAUAAUAUGGGCGAUGGUUGCUCUCAGAAACUGGCUUCUGCCAAGUUCCUUCGACUUCUGCUCCUAAUACUGAUUCCGUGCAUCUGUGCCCUUAUCCUUUUAUUGGUGAUCCUGCUUACCUUUGUAGGGGUGUUAGAAAAAACAUGCUUUUAUUCAAAUGGAAGUGAGGUCCUCACAGUUAAUGGUGACAUUGAAACAUCUGAUGUUCUUUUGCCAAACAUGGUUGAAAAUAGUCCCAAGACUGAUCCCACAAUGGAUCUCAGCACACAGCACUCUUCCUGGACCACCAUGCCUUCAUCCCACAUUGACCAAAUGAACAAGAACUCAAGUAUGUUCGGAAACACUUUCCAGGAAGAAUCAUUUGCUCUCACAACUCAAGCCAGUCCUCAUCCCACAUAUGAUGCUGCCUUGGCAGAGGGGUCUGAAGAUGACACCCAGGUAUUUUCCACUGCGGAGGAGGCUACUUUGUGGUCUACAGGUGCAUCCUUUAGCAACACAGACAGGAUGGCCACUCUGCCAGUAUUAAGUCCUACCCAUCCAUCUGUGUCACAAAAAAUGGAUCAGAGAAAAAGUGCCUGCAUAAAUAUCACCAACAGCCAGUGCCAAAUGCUGCCAUAUAACUACACCACUGUAACUUCAGUUCUUUCCAUUGUCAAAAGUAUUGAAAUGGAAAAGUUCCUGAAGUUCUUCAGUUAUCUCAAUCGUCUCAGCUGCUAUCAACACAUCAUGCUGUUUGGCUGUAGUCUUGCUCUUCCUGAAUGCAUCAGUGACGGUGAUGACAGUCGAGGCCUCUUGCCCUGCAGGACAUUUUGUGAGGCAGCAAAAGAAGGCUGUGAACCAGUUCUGGGUAUGGUAAAUGCUUCUUGGCCAGAAUUCCUGAAGUGCUCUCAAUUCCAAAACAAAACUGAAAACGAUACCACUACAAGGUUAUGCUUCUCACCACACCAAGAAAAAGGAAAACAGUCACUGUGUGGAGGAGAGGAGAGUUUCUUGUGUGCCAGUGGGAUCUGCAUUCCAGGGAAACUGCAGUGUAAUGGCUACAACGACUGUGAUGAUUGGAGUGAUGAGGUCCAUUGCAACUGCAGUGAUGAUGUAUUUCGUUGCAACACAGGAAAAUGCCUAAAUUAUACCUUUGUUUGUGAUGGAUACGAUGACUGUGGAGACCUUAGCGAUGAACAGAAUUGUGACUGUAAUCCAGCAACACAUCAUCAGUGUGGAGACGGGAGAUGUAUAACAGCUGAUUGGGUAUGUGAUGGUGACCAUGACUGCAUAGACAAAUCAGAUGAAAUAAAUUGCUCAUGUCAUAGUCAGGGGCUGGUAGAAUGCAGAAAUGGGCAGUGUAUUCCUAGUGCAUUCCAAUGUGAUGGAGAUAAUGACUGCAAAGAUGGAAGUGAUGAAGAAAACUGCAGUGAAAGUCAAACCCUCUGUCAGGGUGGAGACCAGAGAUGUGAUUCCUGUCCUGAUCCCUGUGGAACUUCUCUCUGUGAGAUGAGAAACAGCCAGACAAACUGCAGUCAGUGUGAACCAAUUACUCUGGAACUCUGUAUGAACUUGCCUUACAACUAUACAUAUUACCCAAACUACCUGGGCCACAGAACACAGAAGGAAGCCUCUGUCAGCUGGGAGUCUUCUCUUUUCCCAGCCUUGGUUCAGACCAACUGCUACAAAUACCUCAUGUUUUUUGCCUGUACAAUCUUAGUACCUAAAUGUGACCCCCAUACAAAUCAGCGGAUCCCACCUUGCAGGACAUUAUGUGUGCAGUCUAAGGAACGCUGUGAGUCUGUGCUUGGGAUUGUAGGUCUGCAGUGGCCAGAAGAUACUGACUGCUCUCAGUUUCCAGAUGAGAAAUCAGACAACCAAACUUGUCUAACACCAGAUGAAGAUGUAGAAGAAUGCUCACCCAGUCACUUCAAGUGCCGUUCUGGGAGGUGUGUCCUGGCAUCCAGAAGAUGUGAUGGUCAAGCUGACUGUGAGGACGAUAGUGAUGAGGACAGCUGCGGCUGCAGGGAAAGGGGUCUUUGGGAGUGUCCUUUGAAGAAGCUGUGCAUCAAACACACUAUGAUCUGUGAUGGUUUCCCAGACUGCCCUGAUAUGAUGGAUGAAAAGAACUGCUCACUUUGUGAAGAGAGUGAGGUUGAAUGUGCCAAUCAUCAAUGUGUGCCACGUGAGCUCUGGUGCGAUGGGCAAGCAGACUGCGGUGACAGCUCAGAUGAAUGGGAGUGUGUUACCCUGUCUAAAACCAAGAAUUCCUUGAUGUUCCUGACUGUUCACAGGUCAGCUGCUGAUAACCACGUCUGUGCUGAUGAUUGGCAAGAAAGUUUAAGCCAAAUGGCCUGCAAUCAGAUGGGUUUAGGAGGACCAUCCAAAACAGAUAUUGUAAUAGACAAUGAGGAAAUGCAGCAUCAAAAAUGGCUGAAUCUGCACUCAGACUGGAAGAAUAAAAAUGCCUCCACUUUACAUGCGCUUCUAGUGAGUGGACAGCUGUGUCGAAGCAGAAGCAAAGUGGCUCUCUUUUGCACUAAAGAAGACUGCGGCCGUCGCCCAGCUGCUCGCAUGAACAAGAGGAUCCUCGGUGGCAGGACCAGUCGCCCAGGCCGAUGGCCGUGGCAGUGCUCCCUGCAGAGUGAGCCAAGUGGACACAUUUGUGGCUGUGUUUUGAUCGCAAAGAGAUGGGUCUUGACAGUAGCACACUGCUUUGAAGGGAGAGAAAAUGCAGCUGUUUGGAAAGUAGUGUUUGGGAUUAGCAAUCUUGAUCAACCGUCAGGCUUCAUGCAGACCCGACUAGUGAAGACCAUUAUCCUCCAUCCACGGUACAACAGAGCGGUUGUAGACUAUGAUAUCAGCGUUGUGGAACUAGAUGAGGAUAUCAACGAGACAAGCUAUGUAAGACCUGUCUGCUUGCCCAGCAGGGACCAGCUGGUUCGGCCAGAUACCUACUGCUACAUCACCGGCUGGGGACACAUGGGCAACAAAAUGCCUUUCAAGCUUCAAGAAGGAGAGGUUCGCAUCAUUUCCUUAGAGCAAUGCCAGUCCUACUUUGACAUGAAACCCAUCACCAGCAGGAUGCUGUGUGCUGGCUACGAGUCCGGCACUGUGGACUCUUGCAUGGGCGACAGUGGAGGACCGCUUGUGUGUGAGCAACCUGCAGGGCGCUGGACUUUGUUUGGUUUAACAUCUUGGGGCUCUGUCUGCUUUUCCAAGGUUUUGGGACCUGGAGUUUACAGUAAUGUGUCACAUUUUAUUGAGUGGAUUGAAAGACAAAUAUACAUCCACACCUUUCUGCUCAACUAACUCCAGAUGGUACGAAUUGUGCUGACAGACAAAAGAAAAAAGGAAUCAGCACUUCAGCACUGAAGAUUUUGCAGCUCAGAAACUCUUUGAAAAGGCAUUUCAAGCUCUACAUGUUUUUGUUGUGGAGCUAUGGAAUAUGCAGCCUCUGCUGGUGAAUAUACUUUGGGGUAGAAUUAAUUAAUAAUCCUUUGGACUUUUAUUUUAACUGUGUUAUGGUGCUAGUCCAAACACAGCAAAAGGCUUAAAAGAAUCAGCCACUUUCUGCCUUUUCAAACUAAGCAGUAGCACAGACUAGAAAAAUUUUGUUAGAUAAACCUAUUUUAAUACCGUUUGAUUAGUAGCAUAUGCUUUUUCCCUCUUCUGUUGUCAUGAGGAAUGAACUCGGUGCAUUCAGAUGGCACUGGCAAGAUGUCUGUUCACAAGGACACCACCAGGCAGGGCCACACCACGUGCUGGAGGGUGCGCAAGAGAUCGACUGGUUUGUAUGUCCACGUGGCACAUCCAAGUAAACGUGCAGGUCUCCAAAGGUGCGCAGCUGUGUGCUCCUGCUGUCCCUAUGCUAACACAGCCACCCAGAGCCAGCCGGGGGAGCUCGGCACAUGACGGGGGGACACGUGGGCCAACAGACCUGUAACUACCACUUGAGGCAGCUAAGGCCAAAACUUAGCUAUUUAGACUCUUUGGACAGUUUCUGCUACUUAAUUAUCUGAACCUUCCAGUAUCUUAACGUGUCUGGAUGACACCCACAUCCUGACACCACCAAACUGACGAGCACCUUUAGCAAACCUAUGCCCCACUGGCUUUUUUCCCGAUUUUUGUAUGAAGUGUGCACUGAACAUCUCCAGCCCUCUGAAAACAUAACAGGGUUAGCAAAGCUACUGCAAUGGUGUCCCCUGCCUCGAGGCAGCAACUUUGAACAUCUGGUGAGAUAUGGAAAAUGCACAUUUGAAGUGCAAAAGAUGCAGUGUGAAUGGUAUCCCAAAUACUGUGAAAUAGUGUUUUUGCAUAGGUCUCGUCUAGUAUCUUGAACUGAGUUUCAUUUUGGCUAUCAAGAUUAUACAAU
Messenger RNA from Columba livia (rock pigeon), 4576 nucleotides. It is a transcript of the gene CORIN, whose product is annotated as corin, serine peptidase. Bases 130 to 3513 code for a protein of 1127 amino acids. The record is from RefSeq and is a predicted model, not a curated record. Gene Ontology annotation, molecular function: serine-type endopeptidase activity; protein binding. The transcript is spliced from 22 exons. Gene Ontology annotation, biological process: peptide hormone processing; regulation of blood pressure. NCBI's taxonomy places the organism in Eukaryota, Metazoa, Chordata, Aves, Columbiformes, Columbidae. Gene Ontology annotation, cellular component: membrane.